Molecule: messenger RNA, 1031 nt
Organism: Parasteatoda tepidariorum (common house spider)
Lineage: Eukaryota; Metazoa; Arthropoda; Arachnida; Araneae; Theridiidae
Source: RefSeq, a predicted model, not a curated record
GGGGUUCAUGGUACAGACACAAGUUCCUCUUGUGAUGAUGAACAUUAGGGGGUUCUACAAAAACAAGGAAAACUAGUGUAUACUUGGUUUAGUGAAGAAGUUGUGUGGAAAAUUUAUCUGAAGUUAUACACGAUGUAUCGUCAGGCCAUUCUGGAAAUUCUCCCUAAAUGGCAUUUUUGGAACAACAGAGUAUGUUUUUCUCAUGUGCGACUUAAGGAGAACUUUCAGAAGACCUUAGAAGUUAUCAAGGAAAACAACAGAGCCCAAAAAUUCUGCAGUGUUCUCAUAAACGCUAAAGAAGUCACUCAAGAAUCUGACUGUAUCUCUCUUCACCCUCCCGUAGAAAUUACCCUGAACAAAGAUGAGUUAAAAGCUCGUUCAAUUAUCUGUGAGCUAAAAGAAAUCAUUCAUAAAGAUAAGCCUGAAUAUAUUCUAAUUGAUACGAUCUUAAAAGCACUUAAUAAUAGUUCUAAUGAAGCACGUCAGCAGCUUAUUUCACUUCUUUUUAGUAUUGAUACGGUUAAUUUCUUGAAUCCCAAGAGCCAGAGUUCAAAAGAAUACUUAAAAUAUUUUAUAAGUGAUGUUGAAUGCUUUUUUAGAAAUGCAAAUGAGAUAGAUCCUAAUAGGAUUUUAGAUACCCAAGGAGCUUUAAAAAUGGUUGAAAAUAGCUUAUUUAAUGAUACACAACAAGAUAUGUCAAAUGUUGUAUAUCCGUCUUCAAUCUCUUAUCUGUAUUCAAUAGUGCACAACGUAAUAUUUGACGAAGGUAAUCACUCUGAUGAUCAUAAUAGAGAAAUCGAAGUUUUAAUGUCUGAUGCCGUUUCACUAAUUUCAACUAGGUUGUUACUACUGCACAGUGCCUCAAAAUCUAUUAUAGAGAAAUGUUUAUUGGCACGAAGAUCUUCACUAGCUAUUGACAGAGAUGAUUCUAAAUGCGAAGAGAUUUAUUUGCAGCAGUUUAGAGAUUGUUACUAUAUUUUGGACGAGGGCUGAUUGUGCUCCGGAAAAAAUCCGGAUUUCCGGAAUUUUCU